GCUCCUUUAUCAGGAUGGUUGUUAAAAAGAGCCACCUGACCUGUGCUGUUCUGUGGGCACUGGCUAUGGAGUCACUCAUUGCUCUUGUGUUCAUGUCGAUGAACAUAGGAGGAGCACCCAUGUACAAGGACUCCUCCAAAGAAGACACAUGGGUCCCUGCGGAAACGGCCAACACUGCUGGAGCUGUGGAUCUCCUGAUGAUGAUUUCACUGAAUAUGUGUCUUGAAUUUUGGAUCCUUCUUAGGGAAAGGAACAGUUCAGCUGCAGAUCAAAUCAUGGCUGGAAUUGCUAAGACCAUGAAAGAGUAUCCUGUGGAUUUCCACGGGGCUCGAAUCAUCACAGGCCAAGAGGAAGGAGCUUAUGGCUGGAUGGCCAUCAACUAUCUAACAGAUUCCUUCUCUAAGCACUCCUCCAAAGAAGGAGUCCCUCCAGGAAUGGUCAACACUUUUGGAGCUCUGGAUCUUGGAGGAGAAUCAACUCAAAUAAGUUUUAUCCCAAAGAGUUCAUUUAUGAAAUGGAAUGAAGUUUCCAAAGUCACUCUUUAUGGGUAUAACUACAAUAUUUACACCCAGAGCUACCUCUGCUAUGGACAGAACGAGGUGCUGAAGCGCCUGGCAAAGACUUUAAUUGAGGAGUCACCUUCCAGAACACAAGUAGGACAUCCUUGCUACCCGAAAGACUACAGAGAAACCAUCUGGCUGUCUUCCUUGUACUCCACUCCCUGCAUAAUGCAGAAUGACUUCCAUGCAGCAAUUGCUGACAGAAGAGUGACCCUGGAGGGCAAAGGAAAUGCAAAACGGUGCCGGGCUGUCAUCCGGAAGCUGUUGAAUGUCUCGACAUGUGGCCAGAGCCAGGACUGCAACUUCAACGGUGUCUACCAGCCUCCUGUCAGCGGCCACUUCUUUGCCUUCUCAGGAUUUUACUAUAACUUCAGAUUCCUCAACCUGACCAAUGGGCAGUCUCUGCUCACUGUCAGCAAGAGCAUCCGGAAUUUCUGCACAAGGAGCUGGCAAGAUCUGUCUUCUAGCUACCCUGAAGAAAAGCCUGAGCGACUACGUAGCUAUUGCACUAAUGCAAACUACAUCCUCACGCUCCUCCUGGAUGCCUACAAGUUUAAUGAGACCAGCUGGAACAACAUCAUCUUCCAGAGGAAGGCCGGGAGCACGGAUGUCACCUGGAGCCUGGGCUACGCGCUGGAGCUCGCCAACACCAUCCCACGGGAGCUGCUGCACUUGGUGCAGAGGCAAAACCCCUUCCUACAUGCUGCAGCCGUGGUCUUCAUUGUGUCUGCCCUUAGCAUGGGGCUUGUUCUUGCGCUCAAGCGCUGGCACAGGUAG
This is a messenger RNA of Tinamus guttatus (white-throated tinamou), 1337 nucleotides long. NCBI's taxonomy places the organism in Eukaryota, Metazoa, Chordata, Aves, Tinamiformes, Tinamidae. The record is from RefSeq and is a predicted model, not a curated record.